Molecule: messenger RNA, 901 nt
Organism: Oncorhynchus mykiss (rainbow trout)
Lineage: Eukaryota; Metazoa; Chordata; Actinopteri; Salmoniformes; Salmonidae
Gene: cox4i1l
Product: cytochrome c oxidase subunit 4I1, like
Biological process (GO): mitochondrial electron transport, cytochrome c to oxygen
Cellular component (GO): respiratory chain complex IV
Source: RefSeq, a predicted model, not a curated record
CUACUGAUAGUGAGGGACACCUGACUAAAAACUCUACAUAGCCAUUAUAAAUUGUCCAUACACUCCCAUAGAGAUAGCACGUAGGCACAUCGGACAGACAGAGGGAGCUGAAUAAAAUCCCUAUUUAAAGAUGUUGACCUCUCGAGCACUCGUGCGCGGGCUGAAGAGCGGAUUUUGGAGACCACUUUCAUCUACCAGCAGCGUGCAGGCUGCUCAUGGAAAAGAUAUGAGCCCUGAUGUGCUUGACCCCUCGGUGCCACAGUACAACAACCGCCUAGACACUCCUCUCUCUGACGUUCCAUUCGUUAGGAACCUCAACUCAGAGCAGAGGCAGCUCAAGGAGAAGGAGAAGGGACCCUGGACCAAGCUCACCAAGGAGGAGAAAAUUGCAUUGUACCGUCUGACCCAUGAGCUGACCUACCCUGAGAUGAGGAGAGGCUCCAGUGAGUGGAAGACGGUACUGGGAGGGGUCUUCAUCUUCCUGGGCUUCUCUGGCAUGCUGGUCUGGUGGCAGAGGAUCUAUGUGUUCGGCGAGGUUCCUCACACUCUGUCUGAUGAAUGGGUGGAGAAGCAGACCCAGAGAAUGAUUGACAUGAGGAUAAACCCCGUCGGUGGGUUCGCCUAUCACUGGGACUACGUGAAGAAGCAGUGGAAAUAGGAACUUGUGUGUAUAUGAGCCGUUUUUGUCGCGUUAGUUCACUCUAAAUACAAAUGAACAUGAUUUUGCCAGUUCCCUUGGUUGUAGUUAAAAGGUAAGUGGGAAAUCAUGUUAAUUUGUAUUUCGAGUGAACUAUCCCUUUAAGUGCCUCAGUAACAUUGCUUUCACUUUCAGGGCUGAACAUCUAUUCUUAUUUUAAGAUGGAUUCAUUCUAUAAACCAAAUAAACAUAUACUGUGACCAA